Messenger RNA from Aspergillus sclerotioniger CBS 115572, 2474 nucleotides. RefSeq names its product Zn(II)2Cys6 transcription factor. The coding region runs from base 85 to 2307 and encodes 740 amino acids. Gene Ontology annotation, molecular function: DNA binding; zinc ion binding; DNA-binding transcription factor activity, RNA polymerase II-specific. The transcript is spliced from 4 exons. Lineage: Eukaryota; Fungi; Ascomycota; Eurotiomycetes; Eurotiales; Aspergillaceae. The record is from RefSeq and is a predicted model, not a curated record. Gene Ontology annotation, biological process: regulation of DNA-templated transcription; DNA-templated transcription. Gene Ontology annotation, cellular component: nucleus.
GCCAGCGUUGCUGGGUUGAAGAUGUCGCUUUAGCAGGCUGUCACUUAGUAAUUAUCCGAAGUGGUUAUUGCGCUUUACGCAGCAAUGGACUCAGAAGAUCAAUCGCCGCAAGUCGAGGGGACCCCGGGGUCUAGAGCUAAGGCUCGCUCGGAUCAUUUGAUGAAGCGCGUAUCCAGAGCAUGUCUGCACUGCAGACAGCGCAAAUCCAAAUGCGACCUGGAUAGCAGCGGCAGCCCGGGAGUCCCGCCAUGUCAGCGAUGUAUCAGGGACAACCGUGAGUGUGUUCUGGGCAGCUCCAACCGAGGAGGACGCCGGAUUCGGAAGAAUAAAAUCAAGAAUUUCACACCAGACAGCAAUACCCCGAUACGGAGGGAUUCCGUCAUCGAGGCACCAAGCCCGUCCAAUUCAGAGAACCGUCAAACGGCGUCAAGCUCUUAUCCUGGACCGGUUGUGUUUCUGCCUCCCGAUCCACCGACUGCAACUUCAAUGUCAGUCGACGAUGAAGAUGCAGCUUCUAUUGGAGACGUUCCCCGAAACCCUUCUGAUGCCUGGCAGUGCCUGACUGGCAUUGCAAAGAGAAGCACAGAAGGCCCGAGCCCUGAAACUGGAAACGAAGCUUUAGGAACAAGGGCAGGUGGAUUUUCGUCGUACACGGCGCUCCAAACCAGCUCUGUAACCGAAUUUCAGUCAAAUAAUGGCAUUAAAGCGUACAGGCUAGUGCAGUCACGGUCAUUAGACCCUGGAACGGUGUGGCAGUUGGUGGCCCGCUAUGCUGAAUACUUUCAUCCGUACCUUCCUUUGGUGCCACGAAAAUACUUUCACCGCAGCGCACUGGAUGCAUUUGCUAAUAAUGAGAAGCAUCUGCUUACUGCCGUCCUCACAAUUGCUUCGAAAGAUUUAAUCGAGCGGCCGGAGAUCCACGAGUACUGCUCCAAAUACAUGCAUGAGCUGAUAUCUGGGAUUGCUGCUGGAGCUGACUGCGAUGUAGAGGCCGUGGAGGCUCUCCUCAUUUUGGCUGAGUGGGAACCCCAAGGGCUUCGCCCGCGUAUUGAGCGCGUGGGUCGUGGGGAGGAGGAUCGAGCUGCCUGGAUGCAUGUUGGGCUCGCCUUGCGAUCUGGCUAUUUUCUCGGCCUAGACAGGACAUCAUUCCGAGGCGACUCUUCUGGAGAUGUGGAAACGGAAGCUCGGAGGCGGCUGGCAUGGACCAGCUGCUACGUAUCGGAUCGAUUAAUAUCUGUCCGUAUAGGACGUGCUUUCUGGUCUCGCGGACCGGGUCCAAUGACUGGACUGGUCAGUCAAGACUUUCCGUCGCUGCAACCAGCCAAGGAUGGCGAUGAGGAUUAUGCUAGGAUCUUUCAGGCCACUUUAGAUCUUACUCAGCUUUACGGGAAUGUUCAUGAUGUUCUCUACUCUGGCAUGCGAACGAGUAACCAGAUGAUGCUCAUGGGUGACUACGUUAAAUACGUGGAUGAUUUUCGCCUUGCAAUCCUGCGAUGGAAGUCGUUAUGGGGGUCUUUGCCAUGCUCGACGUCAAUGAAAGUGACCCUGCAGCUGUCAUACGAAUACUUGAGGUUAUACACAAAUGCAUUUGCUUUCCAGGCGGCAAUUUCGCAAUCGCUGGUGUCCAGAAUGAAGAAUGACGAUCAAGCUCAAAGAGAGCAUUUGCGCACAACCUUCAACAACGUGGCCUCGAUGCAGGAUGCUCGGUUCAUUUAUGAAUCGAUCGAUGCUGCAAAGGCCUACCUCACGAUCCUUGUUGACGUGGUUCAUCCGGAGAAGCAUCUUCAUUUCAUGCCGCUUAGGUUUUACCUGUAUGGCAUCUAUGCAGCCGUGUUCCUAUACAAGGCACGCUCAUUCGGGGUCAUGUCUCAUUUAGAGGAAAUGAAGGUGCGAGACCUUGUUACUCGGACCACAGAAGUCCUCAAGCGAGCAAGUGCCGGAACGGAUGAUAUUGGCUCGCGAUACUCACGGCUUCUCGAACUUCUUUGGAAGCAAAAGUCGAUGCCACCAACAUCACCAGCCGGUACACACCAGAGUAGCGAUGGCUUGAUGCAGAACAACAGUGCCUUAUCACAUCACAUGUCCGACCAAAGUAGCUACGUGCACUUCAGUCCCGCAAACGAUUUCUCAUGGCUAGAUCUCGAAGCUGUUGGGGACUACGUCUCUGGGGAUCAAAUCUCCGGAGCCAACACAUUAGCCUUGGAUACGUUCCAGAACCAGGACCUUUUUCAAGCGGGGCAAGACCGAGCCCAGUCAUGGCAGGUCCCCACCUGGUCGGGUGACAUGAGCAGUAACCUUCUCUUCUGAAUUCUGCAGGUCUUUCCGUGAAGGUGACUUAGAUGAACUGCUCUUAUCUUCCGAAUGGGAAGUUGACGCAAUUCGUUUUUUGGUCUAUACGAAUGAUAAGAAAAAUGGCUGGUGAUGCCCCCAUUUUCUCCCCACGGCGGGUGCGGGGCUGUGGGGGUUGCCGGAAU